Condylura cristata (star-nosed mole) is the source of this 1182-nucleotide messenger RNA. It is a transcript of the gene ATP5PB, whose product is annotated as ATP synthase, H+ transporting, mitochondrial Fo complex, subunit B1. Lineage: Eukaryota; Metazoa; Chordata; Mammalia; Eulipotyphla; Talpidae. The coding region runs from base 86 to 856 and encodes 256 amino acids. The transcript is spliced from 7 exons. The record is from RefSeq and is a predicted model, not a curated record. Gene Ontology annotation, biological process: proton motive force-driven ATP synthesis. Gene Ontology annotation, molecular function: proton transmembrane transporter activity.
GAGCGACCAUCUUGCUCCUGCCCCUGACAGUCUCUCUGGUUGGGGGUCACCGGGACGCCAAGACUUGCCUGCUCCCUCGCUGACCAUGCUGUCCCGGGUCGUACUUUCUGCCGCCGCUGCAGCGGCCCCCUCUCUGAAGAGCGCAGCCCUUCUCGCUCCGGGGGCAUUGCAGGCAACGAGAAUCUUUCACACAGGGCAGCCAAGUCUUGCGCCUGUCCCACCUCUUCCUGAAUAUGGAGGAAAGGUUCGUCUGGGACUGAUCCCUGAGGAAUUCUUCCAGUUCCUUUACCCUAAAACCGGAAUAACCGGACCCUAUGUGCUUGGAACUGGACUGAUCUUGUAUUUUCUGUCCAAGGAAAUAUAUGUGGUGACCCCAGACACCUUCUCUGCCAUAUCAACAAUAGGGUUGCUUGUCUUUAUGGUUAAAAAAUACGGUGCUUCUAUUGGGGAAUUUGCUGAUAAGCUCAAUGAGCAAAAAAUUGCCCAAUUGGAGGAGGUGAAACAGGCUUCCAUCAAGCAAAUCCAGGAUGCCAUUGAGAUGGAGAAGUCCCAGCAGGCCCUGGUCCAAAAGCGCCAUUACCUUUUUGAUGUCCAGAGGAAUAACAUCGCUAUGGCCUUGGAAGUCACUUACCGGGACCGGCUGCAUAAAGUGUACAAGGAGGUGAAGAACCGCCUGGACUACCACAUCUCUGUGCAGAAUAUGAUGCUUCGGAAGGAGCAGGAGCACAUGAUAAACUGGGUGGAGAAGCACGUGGUGCAGAGCAUCUCUGCACAGCAGGAAAAGGAGACCAUUGCCAAGUGCAUUGCAGAUUUAAAGCUUCUGGCAAAGAAGGCUCAAGCACAGCCAGUUCUGUAAAUGCGUCUCUCCCGAUGGAGACAGAAACACUGACUGAAUGGGAGCGGGUCUGUGUGACAGAAUCUCUGUAUUGCUGACUGCUGAAGUUACAGCUGCUCUUUCCUUAAAAAUGAAAACGUUCUUCAGUACCACAUAGUGAGAGAAUUAAAGUAAUCUGUUGGCCUGAGAUGUUUCUCAUCCUUGCUCUGCAUUUUGGAUUGUUCCAUGAUUACUUUUGAAUGAGCAGUUUGCUUUUUAAUAAAAUUUGGUACCUGAGUAAAGAUCACCACAUCCUAGUUUAACUCUGUAAUUCUACCAUCUUUCAAUAAAGUGACAGUUAAAACAGG